Molecule: messenger RNA, 729 nt
Organism: Akanthomyces muscarius
Lineage: Eukaryota; Fungi; Ascomycota; Sordariomycetes; Hypocreales; Cordycipitaceae
Exons: 2
Coding region: 1-729 (242 amino acids)
Biological process (GO): post-chaperonin tubulin folding pathway; cytoplasmic microtubule organization; tubulin complex assembly
Cellular component (GO): microtubule plus-end; cytoplasm; nucleus
Molecular function (GO): alpha-tubulin binding; microtubule plus-end binding
Source: RefSeq, a predicted model, not a curated record
AUGGCCGACGUACCCAUGUACGUCAUUUCCGAGAAUGCCUCGUCUGAACGUCGCAUCACCCCGUCGUGGAGCAUCGAUACGUUCAAGACAAAGCUCGAGCCCAUUACGGGAAUCCCCCCGUCGGCUCAGCGUCUCAGUCUCAAGAGCUCCAAGGCGGCCGAGAGCGUGCCCCUGGAGGCGGCAGAUGAGGAGAGGACCUUUUUGAACAGCUUCCCACUGGCUGCAUAUGGCGAGAUUCAUGUAGCUGAUACCCGUCCCGCGGGUAUGCGCGUCAACUUCAACGACACGUCGGGAGUGGAGAGAUAUGUCAUGCCCGAGGAGGAAUACUCGAAGAAGACCGAUUCCGUGCUCGCCUGGAAAAAGGCGCAGAAGCUCGGCCGCUUCGAUCCCAACGCGCCGGAUCAGGAGCAGGCGCGUCUCGCUGCCCUCGAGCAGGAGAUUGAGCAACGCGGCAUCGCGGUCGGCAGGCGGUGCCGGGUCGGCGGCGAGGACACGCGCCGCGGCGUGGUGCAGUACGUGGGCGAGGUGGGAGAGAUUCCCAACGGCGCGGGCCCGUGGAUUGGUGUGCACCUGGACGAGCCCGUGGGCAAGAACGACGGCAGCAUCGCGGGCAAGCGGUACUGGGGCGCCGAGUCGGCGAUGAAGCACGGCGUCUUUGUGCGGCCGGAGCGGGUCGAGGUGGGCGACUUUCCGGCCAUGGACGACUUGGAGGACAUGGAGGAGAUUUGA